Messenger RNA from Mangifera indica (mango), 2242 nucleotides. Its product is annotated as probable sphingolipid transporter spinster homolog 2. Gene Ontology annotation, biological process: transmembrane transport. Gene Ontology annotation, molecular function: transmembrane transporter activity. The transcript has 16 exons. Bases 405 to 1931 code for a protein of 508 amino acids. NCBI's taxonomy places the organism in Eukaryota, Viridiplantae, Streptophyta, Magnoliopsida, Sapindales, Anacardiaceae. Gene Ontology annotation, cellular component: membrane. The record is from RefSeq and is a predicted model, not a curated record.
UUUUCAAUGGAAAAAGAAGCAAAAGCUGCUUCUUUAGAUGGUCCGAAGCCAAACGAACAAAACCCAUCUUUGGUGGAGACAGAGAUGGCCAGAAACUCAGUGUCAUUGGCUCCUCCAAAGCCAUCAUGGCUCACUCCAAAGAUGUACUUUUUUUGCUUUGUUUGCUGUGUUUUUCAGUUUCUGAUUUCUGUCUGUUUGGUUGCUAUAGGGAAAGUGAAGAAGAAGGGAUGGUUUUGUUUCUUUGUAGGGUUGUUGGAUAUAGUGUAAAGAUCGAAAUUUUGGUUAUGACUGUGGUUGUUGAGUAUGCACAUUAUGUAAUAUCGUUUGGUUUCUGAGGGGCUCAAGUUUAUUUUAGUGGAAUGAAGUUUCAUGAUUGAGUUCAAUUGAAUUCUGUUGUUUGGUAGAUGACUAGAAACCCAGUGUCAUUGGCUCCUCCAAAGCCAUCAUGGUUCACUCAAAAGAUGCUACUAGCUGUUUUCUGCAUGAUCAACAUGUUGAAUUAUGUGGAUCGAGGAGCAAUUGCGAGCAAUGGGGUGAAUGGGAGCCAUAGAACUUGCACAAGUGGCACGUGCACAGCUGGUAGUGGAAUACAGGGGGAGUUUAACUUAAACAAUUUUGAAGAUGGUUUUCUAUCAUCUGCUUUCAUGGUUGGGCUGCUGGUGGCUUCUCCGAUAUUUGCAUCAUUGGCGAAGAGACUUAAUCCAUUUAGGCUUAUUGGAGUUGGAUUGUCAGUUUGGACAUUAGCUGUAAUAGGCUGUGGUUUUUCAUGGAAUUUCUGGUCCAUUACAGUCUUUCGCAUGCUAGUUGGUGUAGGGGAGGCUUCGUUUAUUAGCCUUGCAGCCCCAUUUAUUGAUGAUAAUGCUCCAAUUUCCCAGAAAACGGCAUGGCUUGGAAUGUUUUAUAUGUGUAUACCAACAGGCUAUGCAAUCGGCUAUGUUUAUGGUGGCUUGGUGGGAAGCCAUUUUAGUUGGCGUUAUGCAUUCUUCGGAGAGGCAAUACUGAUGUUUCCAUUUGUUGUUCUAGGUUUUGCUAUGAAGCCCUUGCAGCUGAAAGGUUUUGCUCAUGUAGAAUCAAAGAAAGCACUGACCAAUAUAGAGACAGCUCUUCCCGAAAGCCAAGAUGUGGAAGUAGAAGUUACAACUGCUAAAAGCCCCACGUCCAUGAAGGAAGAGGUGGAUAAUAAAAUCUCAAAUAAAUCUUCCAAGUCAAAAAAUAGUAAUAUGUUUAAAGACUUGAAAGCUCUUUUGAUAGAAAAGGUUUAUGUUGUCAAUGUUCUAGGUUAUAUAGCAUACACUUUCGUCAUAGGGGCAUACUCGUAUUGGGGACCUAAGGCUGGUCGUAGCAUCUAUAACAUGAGUGAAGCAGAUAUGAUCUUCGGUGGAAUUACUGUUGUCUGUGGCAUAUUGGGCACACUAGCAGGAGGUUUUAUUCUGGAUUAUAUGAAAUCGACAAUCUCUAAUGCUUUUAAGCUUCUUUCAGUGGCAACAUUUAUUGGGGCAAUAUUUUGUUUUGGUGCCUUCUGUAAUAAGAGCUUGUAUGCUUUCCUUGCUCUUUUCUCCAUUGGUGAACUAUUCGUCUUCGCCGUUCAGGGUCCUGUAAAUUUCAUAUGUCUCCAUUGUGUUAAACCAAGUCUGAGACCACUAUCUAUGGCUAUAUCUACUGUUUCUAUUCACAUCUUUGGAGACGUUCCUUCCUCGCCGCUUGUCGGUGUUCUCCAGGACCGUGUUAACAAUUGGAGGGAGACUUCUCUUAUUCUUACGGCCAUACUGUUUCCAGCAGCAAUGAUAUGGUUUAUAGGAAUAUUUCUGCACAGUGUGGAUAGAUUUGAUGAAGAAAGUGAGCAUCAAGUGACUAGGAUUGAAAGGUCAAACACAACACCUUUGCUUCAAGAGAGAAAAGAAGAAACAACAGAGAUCUCUGCACAACCAUAGUAAGGUUUUUACAGUGUUCUGAAUUAGUUUUGGAGGAAUGUCGAUUAGUUGAUUUCAUUUUUUCAUGUAAAUAAGGUCCCUCUAGUUUGAGCAGAAUGUGUUUAUGUUAUUAGCAUAGUUAGGGCAAAGGAAUACAAGCUAAUUCAAAAACUUUCGCACCUUUGGCAAUUCAUAAAAUAGUUAACACAAAAAAUAUUUGAUUGAUUUGUCAUCUAUAGAGGUGGAUCUGAUUGGCAUUGGUUUGAUUCAAACAAGUCAAUCUUAAACUAGAGUUUUAACUCAACAGUUUAAUUCAUUUAUCAUUUUGGUGA